Messenger RNA from Guillardia theta CCMP2712, 3174 nucleotides. RefSeq lists its product as hypothetical. Gene Ontology annotation, molecular function: transcription factor binding; DNA binding. The record is from RefSeq and is a predicted model, not a curated record. Gene Ontology annotation, cellular component: nucleolus. Bases 1 to 3174 code for a protein of 1057 amino acids. Gene Ontology annotation, biological process: regulation of DNA-templated transcription. The transcript has 23 exons. Lineage: Eukaryota; Cryptophyceae; Pyrenomonadales; Geminigeraceae.
AUGAAGAAAGGGGAUCGAGGAGAGAAGUCAAAGAGGAAGGAAAGUUCUCCGAAAACAUACGAGAAUCCUGUUAUUCAAGCUAAGAUAGACAAGAAACGAUCCAUGAGGAAACCGAAGGGGCCCGAGACAAAGUCACAGGCAAGAAGGCGUAUGAAGGAAGAAGCGAGGAAGAAAAUGAAGUUGAGCAACAAGAAGACGAACCUUCGCAGUCUAGAGCUGAAUUCAAGCUUUCCGAGGAUAGCAGGCAGGAACUGGACAUUGAAGACAGGCUCCAACAUGUCUCAAGCUCUUCCUCGCAAGUCAAUCUUGACUCUGUUCUGGGAUCCCUUCGAACAGCGCAACGACAUCUGCUCGCCAAAUAUCAAGACAAGACAGAAAGCGCAAGCCAGACUUGUUCGGAUUCUGUCGGACGUUUGUCUUGAAAGUCGCAACGAGACAUCUCCCAAAGGAAGCAACUCGAGCUCCAUGGAGCUGGUUGAGUCCUUCCCGGACUUGUUGUACGCAUGUGAGAGGCUCGUGAAGGGCCUGACUUCUCCCACCCAGUCGUCGUAUGAGGGCUUUAUGGAGAUGUUGGGAAAAAUGCUUCGGCACUUCAACGGGAGCAAAAAGAGUUUGGCAAUCUUUCAACCUUCAUACCUGCUGUCACUAGUAGACAAGCUCUUGCAUCCUAGCGAGAUCGACCUCGACGUUCCUCUCCUUCUCCUCAUCAUCGCGCUAGAGCGGCACGGACUUGAAAAUGACGAGCUCAAGAAGCAGCUGAAGAGCCUCGAGGGCUUCGGGGGAGGCGGGAUCCUCCAUGCAGAGAAGAGCAUCGUUGCCGCCGCUCCCAUCCUCAACCAGGCCAAGUCUGCUGACUCGUCCCUGCAUCCGAUAUGGGAACAGGUUGUGAGAUCGAUCGCAAGUGAAGGAAGAGAGGUCGAGAAGGGAGGAGACUUGACGUCGACUUUCUCCAAGAGGUUCAGUGCACUAUGGCAGCACUGCGUUUCCCAGCAGACCAUCGGCUUCAAGCUCCAGCUCCUCUCCUUGUGCUGGAAAGUUUUCCCAUCGGAGCGGCUCCCCUUCAUCUUUCCAAACAGCAUCUCCUGUAUUCUAGAGGGUUCUAAAGGUUCUGCUGCGACGCUGAACAAGAAUUUGACUCAAUGGAUGGAAAGAAAGAUCUCUGUUGCGCUCCCAUCGGACGUUUGCUAUCAUUUGGCUUCUACAAUGUUGAAGAAGAAUCCCAACUUUGACAAGAAGAGCCGAACGCAAGUCACCAAGUCGCUGCUCGCAGGCAUGAAUUCAACUCAACUGGUCGGCUACAUCAAACUUGCCCUCGCUUCAUUCAGCGACUCGACGAAGCUGCAGUUGUCGAACAAGCACGUUUCAUCCCCCCAAGAUGUCGAGGAGAUAAGGCGAGAGAUGCUGGAGGAGGCCUUGAGAGCUAUCGCUGUCCUCCCUUCCAACGUCACAUCCCGUGCCCCGACAGUGAACGACUUUCUGUUCUUCCUCUGCAGACAUUCCUUCUUCAUCGGCGGGUCUUCCAAGGAUUGGAAACAGCUGCUGCCUUCCUACAUGCAAGGAUCGUGCGAGUUGACCCUACUCGAUCUAGUCGGCAGCUUGUCAAAAGCAAGCAGAAACCUCUGCGUCGACCGACUGUUCGGCCUGCUGAUCUCAACGAGGGUCAACCUUCCCGUCAGAGUCUCAAACUCUUCUCAGGUCAGCAGCGGCCCCCUUACAACUCCGAGCGACGUGGAGGAGGUCUGCAACAAGAUCGUGGAGGGAGGGAGCAAGAAGAUUUCCCUUGAGACUGCUCUGACUGAGGAGCAACGGAGAAAGCGAAGGAAACUGACCGAGUUCAAAAGCAUCCUCCUCAAGGUGGCAGAGGAGGAGGAGAAGGGGAAAGGGAAAAGGAAGCGGGAGGAGAAAAAGAAAGAGAAGAGAGAGGAGAAGGAAAAAGUGUCAUCCCCGAGAGUCAAGUUGAGCAGCGAGGUUUCACAGCUCCUCUCGUUCAUCUCUCUCCUCCAGCUGAAAACGCCAGGUGAGCUGGACGAGCUUCUGUCCGACCUCGCAGGCUACCUGGAGGAUUUAUGGGCUCACAGUAGCGUCAAGGCAGGGGAGGAGGAGGAGAAGAUGGAGCUGCUGUAUUGCAACCUCCUCACUCACCUCCUCAGCAAGGAGUCUUCUAUCCUGCGGGAAGUUUCCAUCAGCUCGAUGAAGAACGUCGCUUCCUCCUGCUCGCACGUCAGCCUCAGGAUCAUGACCUGGGUCUUGCAGUCGACGGCGCUGCGGGGCAAGCUGCCGUUCUUUCGCUCCUUGCAAGAGCUUGACGAAGGAGGCAGACAGGCAGAGGAAGGGCAGGGGGGCAAGAAAGGGGGAGAGGAAGAGAAGGAGGAGGAGGGGGAGUCGAGCGAUGCUAUGGAGAUCGACGUCUCCAGGUCGACCAACGAGUCGAGCAUCGAUUUUGAUGCGCUGAGCCCUGACCAGAAGCUUGGGGAGAAGAGGAGUCUGAAGAUCUCCAGUAUCUGGACAAGACUGGCGCUCUCCUCCAAGCGCGGGGAAGCAGGCGCAGGACCGAAUCAGCUGGAAUGGGAGCAUUUCCGAUCGAGGAUGGUAGAGAUGCUGACCAUCAGCAAAUACUUGAGACCACAGCAGCUCUACUGGAAGUUUUGUACCAGUGUCACUCGGACCCUGUCAUGGUCAAGAGUGGUCUACGAGACAAGAUCUUUCAUCUCGUGUAUCCCACCUAACAGCCCAGCUGGGUCGAAGGCCUUGCCGCUGAUCAACGCCUCUCUCACGACCUUCCUCUUCACCCGCAAACUUUCUCUGCAUGCCGACGCCUUCAAGUACAUCUUCGCUCACUUCCCGCACCUCACCCGCCAGCUCCUCCCGACGGUGUUGGCUGGGAUUGCCGGCGCCCGGUCCGACUUCCGCAAGAUGGAUGCGGCGAUCAUGGUGGAGGAUGUCAAACUCAACGAAGAGAACCCGGGAGGAACGGCAGAAGCCUGGGAAAAGGUUGAGCUGAGGGAUGUGGAGGUUGUCAGGCUUGACUCGGAGCAGGCGCAAAGAUCGCUGGAGGAGCUGGGAAGAGGAGCGAAGAGGAGCACAACGAAAGGGAAGAGGAUGAAGAGAGCUAUUAGGAUCGUGAGCAGGCUGACGCAGGAGCGGAGAGGGUUGGAGAAGCAGACAGGGCGGUAG